AUGACAUAUUGGACAGUUUCAUUGGAUGGUGGCCCAAAACGGGCUAAUCAAGUUGCUGCUGCAUUAGGCAGCAAAAUUUAUUCAUUUGGUGAAUAUAAUUGUCAUGAUGAAUCACCUGAUAAUACUAUAUUUGGUAUACAUGUUCUAGAUACCGAAUCUUAUCGUUGGUAUCAGUUAUUAGCAGCAUCAAAUAAAUCCGUAUAUUUACCAAUGGAAACUUAUGAAAAAAUAAAUCGUCAACAAGAUUUAAAAAAUGCUGGUAAUGAUAACAGUAAUAAUGAUGACGACGAUGAUGAUGAUGAUGAUGAUGAUGAUGAUAAUAUACGCGAGAAACGGACUGCUCUCGAACAUACACCACGUUAUCGAAUUGGUCACACUGUUGUGACAUAUAAUGGGAAAUUUUAUAUGUGGGGUGGUUGUGGCAAUAAUUUAAUUUGCUCCACAAAAAUUUAUUGUUUUGAUCCAGAAAAAGAAAUUUGGUCAGUAAUUCCAUGCAUUGGUGACAUACCACUUGGUCGUACAAGACAUACGGCUGUCGUAUUUAAUGACAUGAUGAUCAUAUAUGGUGGCCGAGGGAAUAAUUUAGCGCUGUAG
Loa loa (African eye worm) is the source of this 594-nucleotide messenger RNA. RefSeq lists its product as hypothetical. Gene Ontology annotation, molecular function: protein binding; chromatin binding. The coding region runs from base 1 to 594 and encodes 197 amino acids. The record is from RefSeq and is a predicted model, not a curated record. Lineage: Eukaryota; Metazoa; Nematoda; Chromadorea; Rhabditida; Onchocercidae. The transcript has 3 exons. Gene Ontology annotation, cellular component: cytoplasm.